Messenger RNA from Cordyceps fumosorosea ARSEF 2679, 2229 nucleotides. RefSeq lists its product as hypothetical. NCBI's taxonomy places the organism in Eukaryota, Fungi, Ascomycota, Sordariomycetes, Hypocreales, Cordycipitaceae. Bases 1 to 2229 code for a protein of 742 amino acids. The transcript has a single exon. The record is from RefSeq and is a predicted model, not a curated record.
AUGGACAACUCACGCCGUGCCUCUGGCGGCAGCCGCCGGCAACGCUCCUCAUCGACGUCGAGUACCACCUCAACAGCUUCAUCUGUAUCCUUUAUGGCCGAGGAGGACUAUGAUUUGAUGGCUAGUGCUGCCAUCCCUGAUGGCUUUCGACCCUCUCGUCCUGUCCCCAACCCGUCCGCCGCCCGACGUCCAAUGCCCCCUCUCGCCGGCCCUUUACUGCCGCCGCCUCAAGCAGUCAAUCCAUCGUUCUCCAAAUGGAAUCAUCGGCCUUCUAGCGUUGCCAAGGCCCCCAGACCGCACGAUUCACUCACAAUUCGUGCCGACGGUUCCAAUGCCCCCAACACUACUCAAGCCAAUGGCAAUGGCGUCCCGCCACUGCGUGUCGAGGCCCCGUACCGUGGCCCCUCGAAUCCUGUCCAUCCCUACGGCAUGUAUCCUCAACGGACCGCCAGUAACGCUACCGACCGAAGCGCCCGUGGCAAUCGUCCAUCGUCAUACACUGGCCCUCGCGGCCCAACUCACCCGUACACGCUCUAUACCCAGGGUACUGCAGCCGCACCUGUCGAGGCCAAUCAACAAGCCAUUCCGGUCGGGUUCACUGGACUGGCCGCGCCAUAUGAACGUCAGAUUGGACCUGAUGGCGAAGAUAUUGGGGAUCUACUGGGGCCCCUUGGACACACGGAAGAAUUGCCUCCUUAUACACGAUACCCCGAGGUCGCUUUUUCUACCAAGCCAGCGCCAGGCGUUGCUACCGCCAUCGGCUCUUCAUCAAACCCGACACAGCAUACACAAGAAGCAGAGGCUUCGAGUAGCGAGCCGGCUGCUGCCGCUGCUGUCGUUUCCGAGACAGAAAACCCUGCCGACGCCGCCCCAGAGAAUCCGUUCUCCUCCGCUGAGGACGACCUUGUACGGAUGAACUCGACGCGGUCAAGACGUUCCAACAGAACCGUAUCCACUUAUCGCGACAAUCCCUCCUCUGACGACUUUCUCUCCGAAAAGGAGCCUCAUAUUCAGACAAAAUGGCAACGCAGGGCGAGACGAAAACUCUGGGGUGUCAUCCCAUACUGGUCUAUUUGCCUCGUUUUUGUUGGUCUUAUCUUGGGUAGUAUCAUGGGUGCAGUUGUCGGAACUAUCUUAACAAAGAAGAGCUCGAGCAAAGACCCGCCGCCUCCAGCGCCUACGACGCCUUUACCAGUACCUGAUCACAACCCGAGCCCGACGUCCGUUGACAUCCAGCCACUGCCAACCGUUCCCAACCUGUUAUUGCCAUUGCCUCUCGGCCGUUUCUCUCUUCCUCAGAUGGAUGGUGGCCCCCCGCCUAGGAAAUUCUGCGUUAGCGACACUAGUCAGCUUUCAGCCUGGAGUUGUAACAUGGCUUUCCGAUUUUAUGCCAUCGAUAUUAUUAAGGAGCCACAGCGAGCGUCUACGGAGAGAUAUAAUAUGACGCUCACACCUAUCAACAACACACAGUCACAACUGCUAUGGGGCACCCAACCGCCUUGGAUCAAAGAUCCAAUCAAGCUAAGGCUUGUCAACGACAGCAUGGAAGGGGAUACGCGCGGACCCGCUUGGUGGACGUCUGUUACCUAUGACAAGACUGUCGUUGUCCGGGAUGCCGACCUAUCUCCAAUUCACAAGCGGAGUUGGCCCUUUUCUGGGCUUCCCGUGACAGCGGCCGCUGCCACUUCACGAAAGGCGAGGCCCUACCAACCCCGACCUGGAGAUUGCAUGUGGAUUUGCACUUGGCCACAGACGGUGCUAGAGAUUCUUCUCUACCCAGGCCAAAAUGUGACCACAAAGCCGAGCGCUUCGCCGACUCUAACUUACUCGUCGUCGCCGCCGCCGUUGCCGACCCGCACAAACCCUGCUGCCGGUGAUUCGAACUAUGGCAAUUUUGACUUGAACGAGAUGCCCCAGGAUCCUUUGUCGCCGUAUCCUCAGCUUGUCAGACUGAUUGAACGCCGUACGGCCAAUAGCCGGCCUGCCACGUGCCUCAGGUACAUAAUGAACCCCGGCGGCAACAUUGAAGCUCAAAGUUACCCCGACGGCUCACCGAUGAGGAUUACUAUUUCCGAGAGCGCCAAUACUAUUCGCAACAGUGAUCGGUCCCCCAAACCUCCUGAUGGCCCGCUUGGCGACAGCCAUCGGGAGGUGGAUGAGGAACGACUGGGGCUCACAGGUCGGGAAUCCCUUCAAUUCACACCUUGCGGCUGCCUUUGGUCACAGUAA